UACAGGUUUCACAGUCAUGGGGCUCCGCACGGAGCUUUCACCUUCGAUAAGCAACUAUUGGAGUGCACUAGAACUCAAGCAAAGGCACACAGAGGCUGCCACUUGGUACAGAUUUAUAUUAAAACUUUUCAAAAGACGACAGGGAAUCAUCAAAAGCUAAUUGAAAAUAUGAAAUAAACGUUAAAAUUGCGUAAUUCAAACAAAAUCCUGAAGGUUAACAAAAAAUUAGUAUGGUCAAGAAACAUUUUUUUUUAAAUUUGAUGAAAUUGAAAAAAAAUAAAGAUAAGUGAAGACGUCAUUCAAAGCGGUACGUCACCCCUUAACCAGUUUUCGCUUCGCCCAUCGAAUCCAAAGGUUUUGCUUUUACACCCGCGACAUAUGCAACGUGCACAGCACUGACCAAACAUUGCGCCAAAUGCAUUUUAUCGUCCAACAACGCUGCCCAAUUCGUUUUCAUCUGAGUGAUCACCGCCAGGGCAGAGAAAUGACCAUCCUCCUUUAUCUGGGAAAGAUUCACAUCGCGGACGGUCAGUUUGAGAUUACGCUUCGUUUCGCGCGGUCACUUUUUCAUCCGAGCGCCCCAAAACCACGUGGAGUGGAGUGUUAAAUAUACCCGUUUAAAAAAGUUGCACCGCGAACAAAAUGUACCACCUGGAAGUGCUCGGUUUGGUGGUGGUGCUGCUGGCCGGAAGCAGUUCGGCAUACAUUGUGAAGGAUGGCAACUGCUCGUUGGUAUCCGCCAACAUUCCGGUGCUGGACAACUUUAACCUCGAAAAGUAUCUCGGCAAAUGGUACGAGAUUGAACGGUACGAGCAAGACUACGAGCGCAACCUGGAGUGCGUUACGGCCGAGUACACCCGGAAUGUGCAAGACGGCUCGAUCGAUGUCAAGAACAAGGGCUUUCUGGCCAAGAAGGACGCGUACGCCUCGUUCAGCGGUAUCGCCUACAUCUCGGAUCCGCUGCUGGAUCCCGUCGUCGCAAAACUGAACGUCAGUUAUGGAAUCUUGGCGAGCGGAAUCUCAAACUACUGGGUCGUGGACACGGACUACCGCCACUUUGCCGUCGUGUACUCGUGCACGCCGAUCGACGACUCCGAGUCCGUCAUCGAGGGCUACUGGCUGCUGUCGAGGACGCCCAAGCUGACCGAGGAGCUGCAAAUCACGGAGAAGCUGCGGUACCUGCUGGAGACGUACUUUGUGCCGUCGCACGUGCGGCCCACCAACCACAGUGAAGCAUUAUGCCGCAAGGAGCCCGAAAUACCGCCGGUUCCCGCAUCGCUGGUGCUACCUCCGCUGCCCUGAAAUGUGCCAUUUAAACGGUCCGCGCUAGCGCGUGUGCAGCUAAUUGCAGUAUUAUCUCCAGCAGCUCAUUCUAUCGGUCUGUUUACCUACCAAGACUCACUUUUACUUUCCUUCGGAUGAUUGUCGCCACCGCCACACCAAUCAAUUCAAACCAAACGGACGACGAGUUCACUGAAUCGUCCGGGUUCGUGCUCUGCUGUCCUAAAUGCCAUUUUCAAAAUGGUCCAAAAUCAAGAUAUAGGUCGUUUGUUACGAUGAAUUUCAACUAACCGUUGUGUCAACUGUUAGUUUCGAUUAACUCAAAAAGGCAUCUUCGUCAAAUGUGCACGACUCCAACGGAAUGUGUAAAUGUGGCUUCGGUUGCGUGGCUGAUCUUGUUCCAUACUCUCUGUCUCUUUUCCGAACUUCUGAACACAACCUCAUACUAUACUACUUUAGGCGAUAAGUUAAUGUUAUGUAAAUAAAUACAGCUGAUUAAAGUGUGGCACCUUCUCA
Molecule: messenger RNA, 1797 nt
Organism: Culex pipiens pallens (northern house mosquito)
Lineage: Eukaryota; Metazoa; Arthropoda; Insecta; Diptera; Culicidae
Product: outer membrane lipoprotein Blc-like
Exons: 4
Coding region: 643-1302 (219 amino acids)
Molecular function (GO): pigment binding
Source: RefSeq, a predicted model, not a curated record